Messenger RNA from Spodoptera littoralis (African cotton leafworm), 8594 nucleotides. Lineage: Eukaryota; Metazoa; Arthropoda; Insecta; Lepidoptera; Noctuidae. The record is from the annotation of a GenBank genome assembly.
AAAUCCGUUAAGAAUUACCGGUUUUUUGAAGUUUGAACAGCCCUGGCGCGCCAUUGUGGUGGUUGGUGUCCCUCAGUUUGUCAUUUUCGUACAGCUUGUGUGUUUUUAAUAAGAUUUAGGACAGUAAUGAAUAUAUUUUUUACGAAUGUUAUAAUCAACAAAACAACAGUGACAAUAAUGCGUGCCGAACCUUUUAUACCUGACUAAUGAGCAACUUUGAGUCACCACGGCAUCUUCAGAGUGGUCAUUGAACAGGGGUAGCGAUGGAGGCUGGGGCGCGCGCUCUGGACGUGCUCCCGCUACUCCAGGAGCGGGUGGCGGCCCUAACAGGAGGUCGCGACCGCCGCGGUGGCCCUAUCAUAUGGUUCCCAGCGAACUCCCGGCGAGACAGAGUCGCGCCAGAUGACUAUAGGCGUUUGCUGCACUAUUUAAUCAGUAUACCUAGUGACUCGGUGAGAUCACAUGGAUUCACGAUAUUGAUUGAUAUGAGAGGUUCAGCAUGGGCAGCAAUAAAACCUAUCUUAAAAGUUCUGCAAGAACACUUCCCUUCAUCCGUCCAUCAGGCACUGGUAGUUAAACCUGACAAUUUUUGGCAAAAGCAACGCACAACCAUAGGAGCACAUAAGUACAAGUUUGAGACAACAAUGAUUAGCUUAGAAGCACUGCCUAAAGUGAUAGAUAGUUCGCAACUAACGCCAGAUUUAGACGGUACUCUGCAAUAUGAUCACGCGCAAUGGAUAGAUCUCAGAUUGGCCUUGGAGGAGCUGAUGUGGCAAGCUGGUGAGCUGCUGGACAGGCUCGAUGACCUGCAGGAGGAUGUUGCGAGAGCAGAUUUUGCCGAUGAUGUCACGGGCGCAAGGAGAGCUAUCGACGCGCACGCUGAUAUCAGCAAGCGACUCGCCAAGGUCCCCGUCGACGAACUGGAGGGUCAAGGCGAGCGAGUCCUGCAGCGUUUGGAGGCAGCGGAAGCAGUGUGCUCUGAGGCGAGCGGUAGCGGCGGCGAGGCCGCGUUCCACUGCGGCUCACCCGGGGCCGUGCGCGCGCAACUCUCCGCCGUGCGCUCGGCACACGCGCACGCGCACAAGCUCUGGCAGCACAAGAAGAUGCAGCUCGACCAGUGCUUCCAGCUGCGCCUAUUUGAGCAGGAUUGUGAAAAGAUGUUGGAAUGGAUCGUGAAUCACCGCACCGCAUUCUUGGCGACUUACGUGGAGAUAGGGCGGUCGUGUGCCGCCGCUAAACGGUUGCAAGAGGAACACGCCAGGUUUGCAGCAGCAUGUACAGGUGGAGGCAGGCCGAGUGUCGCCCGAGUGACGACGGCGGCUCGUCGUCUCGCGGACAAGCGACACUACGCCGAGUCCGAAAUCUCUGCGCUCGCGCAUCGACUCGAACGAGCUUAUAAACAACUGUCAGCUGGUUUGGAAGAGCGUUCAGCGGUGUUAUCACUAUCAGUGGUGUUUCAUCAUAAAGCUGAGGCGUAUGUAUCAGCGGUGGGUGGUUGGGGAGCGCAGUGCGCGGUCGCUCUACAGUUGGCUACGGGCCAGGGUGGAGCACCUUGCAACGAUCCUCGAGCGUUAGAACAACACGCGCAAAGACAUCGCCAGCUCUAUGAACACAUGUGCCAAGCCUAUACUGAGGUCCAUUCUACUAGUAAGAAGUUGUUGUACCAGCUGGAUCACCUCGUCCAAGUGUGCCAUCAAACCGAUCCUGCUGAUAUGAACGACGGUACAGUGAGCAGUGCAGGUAGCAGUGGCGGUGAUCCGGCCGCGGACUACAGCUCUGGCGCGAACCAUGUAUUGGCCGUCAUACACCAGAUACUGGGACACCACCGGGCACUCGAGGCGAGGUACCAUCAAGCCAGGCUUAAGCUGCAUCAGAGACUCGCCUUGCUUUUGUAUAAAGAAGAUUGUAGGCAGGUGCUCGAUUGGCUGGCAAAUCACGGUGAAGUAUUCUUACAGAAGAAUACUGGAAUAGGAAGGAAUCUCCAUAAAGCUAGGGUUUAUCAGAAAUCUCAUGAACAUUUUGAAAAUGUGGCUCAAAACACAUACACGAACGCGGAAAAGUUACUGGCAGGCGCUGAAGAGUUGGCGCGGUCCGGCGAGUGUGAUCCCGAGGAGGUGCUGGGCGUGGCGCGAGAAUUGGAGGCUCAUGUCGCUGCCUUCGCUGCACGAGUCGACAGGAGACGGAGGCGACUGGAUCUCGCCGUGCUUCUGUAUACGCAUGAGAAAGAGCUGCUGCAAUGGCUGGAAACGUUGCGGAGUGGCGGUGGCGUGUGCGCGUCAGACGAUACGCCGGAGGCUGCGCGGCGUGCGCUAGACCAAUGCGCGCAACACCGCGGCGCAAGCCUUGACGCUUGCGCCGCCACCAUCGCACAGGGGGAGGCACUGCUGCAGGAUCUACGAUCAUCGGGCGAUUCGGAUGCGGCAAGCACUGCUGCCGUAGAGACGACCUUGGAACGACUUAGAGGCACUCGGGGAGCUCUUGAAGAGCUCUGGUCUGAUCGUGAAAGAAGACUCGAACUCACGCUACAGCUUAGGCAUUUCGAAAGAGACGCCUUAGAGGUAUCGUCACGAUUGGAGCUCUGGGGCGACGAGCUCCAGAGGACGGAACCUCCUCGGGACCCUCAACAAGCUGAACAGGCAUUGGCUGCACACAACGAGAGUGUGGCUAGAAUGCAACAUGCCACCUUUCAGGUGGUUCAGCAAGGUCAAGAGCUUGCGGCGGCUAUCGCAGACGCUUCGGAUGUAAUGGCCUCGAGUGGCUCAGACGGAUCUGAAGCAGCUCCUCUUGAUGCGCAAGCGCGCGUUCAGCUCUUACUAGAGUUCUUACACGAUCGGCAACUUGAUUUAGAAGAGCUGGCUGAAGAAAGACGUGCUCGAUUCGAGCAGUGCGUCCAGUUAGGUCAAUUCCAAAAGGACGCUGCUCAAGUGGUUAGUUGGAUUCGUAACGGCGAAGCGAUGUUGGCGGCUUCGUUCUCGAUCCCUGGCACCCUGUCGGAGGCCGAACAGCUGAAGAGAGAACAUGACCAGUUCCAAGUGGCUGUCGAGAAGACACACGCAAGUGCGGUGCAAGUCAAGUACAGGGCUGAUGCUCUGCGAGCCGCCAAUCACUACGACCCACAUACUAUCCGAGAAAUUUCGGAAGAAGUUACUGAAAGAUGGCAGAGGCUGGUGACCUGUGCGGAGGAGCGUCACAAGCUGGUGACUGCGUCGCUCAACUUCUACAAGACAGCCGAGCAGGUCUGCUCGGUACUGGAUUCACUGGAGCGGGAGUACCGCCGGGACGAGGACUGGUGUGGCUCAGCAGCCGCGCCGCCCGCUGACGACCAGACCCUCCAGUUAAACAUCGACAAAGCCGCACAGGUGGCUGCAUUAAUAGUGAAGCAUGGUGAACAGAAGGAGGCCUUCUUGAAGGCGUGCACCCUGGCUCGACGUACCGCAGAGACUUUCCUCAAAUAUGCGGCGCGAUCCGCUCAAGUACACGGCCAGACCGCCGCGGCCAGCAAAGCUCACCAUGAGCAAACCAGGGCUAUACUUGAUACUCUACUGGCUCAAGAGAAUAAGGUAUUGGAACACUGGACGGUGCGUAAGAAGCGUCUGGAGCAGUGUCAGCAGUUCGCUUUGUUCGAGCGGUCAGCGCGUGCCGCAGUGGAAUGGAUCAAGGAGACGCAGGAGCGAUGCGGCGCGGCCGCGGCGGCUGCGGCGGGCGGCGUCGCGCGCGAGUCCCGGGAACGCGUGCGUCUGCUCGCUCAGCUAGCCGACGGACUCGUCGAGAAGGGACACCCACAUGCCGUGCAGAUCAAGGAGUGGGUCGCCGCCGUUGAUGCCAGAUAUGCAGAGUUCAGCGGUUCCAUGGAAGGAGGUGAGAGCGAACCGGAGAGUGACUCGGGCGUGGCUCCUUCCCUAGCGUCAUCUCAGUCGGCGGACAACGACGCCCGCGCAGAACCGCAACCCACCGCAGUUGGCGAUGACAAACGACGCAGCGCUAGACGCAAAGAGUUUAUAAUGGCGGAGUUACUGCAGACGGAGCGUGCGUAUGUGAAGGAUCUGGAAACAUGCAUCACAUGCUACUUGCGGGAGAUGCGCACGGACCCCGGCGCCGUGCCACAAGCGCUGCAGGGAAAGGAGGAGAUCAUAUUUGGCAACAUUGAGGAGAUCCACCGCUUCCAUGAGCGUGUGUUCCUCCGUGAGCUGGAUAAAUACGAGACUAUGCCUGAAGACGUGGGUCAUUGCUUCGUGACGUGGGCGCGAGAGUUCGACAUGUACGUGUCUUACUGCCGCAACAAGCCUGAUAGUAACGCGGCCGUCGUGCAAAAUGCUGGCGACUAUUUUGAAAGGGUGCAACGUAAGAAGAAGCUGGAGCACCCUCUGGCUGCAUACCUGAUCAAGCCAGUGCAGCGUAUUACCAAGUACCAGCUGCUACUGAAGGAUCUGCAAGCCUGCUGCGCCGAAGGGCAAGGCGAAAUCAAGGACGGUCUCGAGGUUAUGUUGUCUGUGCCGAAGAAGGCCAACGACGCUAUGCAUCUGUCCUUGCUGGAGGGGUGUGAUGUACCCACAGACAGCCUCGGUGAAGUGGUCCUGCAGGACUCGUUCCACGUGUGGGACCUUCGCCAAAUCAUCAAGAAAGGUCGCGAGAGACGCGUCUUCCUCUUUGACCUACAUCUCUUGCUCGCUAAAGAAGUCAAAGACUCGCAUGGAAAAGCGAAGUACAUUUACAAGACUAAGUUCAUGACUUCCGAGCUUGGUGUGACCGAACACAUCGAGGGAGAUGAAUGCAAGUUCUCAGUAUGGACCGGCCCAGAGCCCAUGGCCAGUGACUGCCGCAUCGUGCUGAAGGCACCCUCGCUUGAGGUCAAGCAGACCUGGGUCCGACGGCUGCGAGAAGUGAUCCAGGAAACUUACUUUAGCGGUGCUCUUCACCAGCCGCCCAGAAGCCCUGCGCGCCGUCCUGCUAGCUCUCAGCGUUCAAGCAGGGAUCUGGACGACACAAUACUUGAUGAAACGACGGAGAAUCUCGAUCGAAAUUCGCUCGCGUCUUUCGGCAGUGGGAACACCACCGAUUCCGAUAAGGCCGGUCCUGAAAUGACGUGGGUGCUAGCGGAGCACAAUGCGUCAGGAGCUGGAGAGCUGUCCGUGUCGAAGGGGCAGCAAGUGGAGGUGGUAGAACCGUGGCAGGCGCGCGCCGACUGGUGGGUGGUGCGCGUACCGGGCGAACCGCCCCUCGAAGGCGCCGUGCCAUCGCACGUGCUCAAACUGCAGCCCCACCACCAUCCCCAGCAGAAGACAUCACCUUCCAGGCGACCACUUAGCCAACCCUGCGAAGAAAAUACAGAAGCCUCCAACUCGGACCCUGGCGGCAGUGUGAGCGCCGCUAGCCCAGUGAAGCAGCGCAAGCCUUUCGGCGGGAAACGAUGGCUCGGCUUACGCAAACAGUCUCAAACCAAGACCGACAAGGGUGCCAGCGGCGCCCAGUCACCAGCUACCACCGAUAAACCUGUACCACUUAAAAAGAUACCAUCAGACAAGAAGCUUAAGCUCCCGUAUGCUGCCGCCGUUAGCGAUAAUGGUCGGGCCGAUGACCACGACGUAGGAAAGGGAGUACCAGGCGUGCUCGACGAAGCUGAAGAUGAAGCCGCCGACGUAGAGCUACCACCACCGAUGAAGCCGUUACAGGAGCAGCAUGGCGUCGCUUCAUCAUCUGGCAGGAACGGUGAGGAAGAGGAGGCAGGGCCCGUGACACCCGGCCCGAACUCGUAUGAAGAUAUUCUCAAGAAACGGGAGUACGUGCUUCGGGAACUAGUCGAGACUGAGGAAAUAUACGUCUCGGACUUGCGCCUUGUGUGCGAGGGGUACAUGCGCCACGUGCAGGACCCGAAGGCCGAGCCUGGCCUGCCCGAGGGCCUGCGCGACCGACGUCAUCGAAUGAUAUUCGGCAAUAUCGAGGCUAUCUACGAGUGGCACCGCGACAAGUUUCUGAAGGAGCUCCAGUUAUGCAUCGAAGAGCCCGAGCUGCUGGGACCGCUGUUCCGACGGUUCCUGGAAAAACGGAUGUUUCUGUACGAAGCAUAUUGCCGUAACAAGCCUGUCUCGGAGUACAUUGUCUCUGAGCAUGACAAUUACUUCCAGGAAUUGCGAGUCAAACUGGGCCAGAAGUUGCAGCUCGGUGACCUGUUGAUUAAGCCCAUACAGCGGAUACAGAAGUAUCACCUGCUGGUGAAGAAGAUAUUGUCGUACUCGGAGCACGCGAACGCACCGCCGCACGUGAUCGCGGCAUUGCGCGAGGCGGUGGAAUGCACCGAUAUUAUACCCAAAAAUGCUAACAACAUGAUGGACGUAGGCCGCCUCCAGGGUUUUGCGGGCAACAUAACCGCCCAGGGCAAACUGCUGAUCCAAGAGCUGAUGACAGUAUCCGAUGUAUCCGGAGGCAACGACAAGGGGAAGGAGCUCCAAGUCUUCCUCUUUGAGCAAUCUAUAAUAUUCAGCGAGGCUGUGGGCAAGAAAUCAAUGUAUAGCAGCCCAACCUACAACUAUAAGGCGCAUAUUCAGGUCAACAAGAUGGACAUGGAGGAGGUGGAGGCUCACGGAGCCUUUAUAGUUCGCAGCGAUGUCACCACUAAACCCAAGGCAAUGGCGUUCAUGUGCCGACCCUCGGAGGCUACGCGAUCCAACUGGAUCUCUACUCUCACGCAUAUCUUGACUCAACAAAAGAAUUUCGGAGACGCUCUCGAAAACCCUGGCGCUUAUCUAAGGGAGCAGCUUACUCGCGAACCCCCUCGCGACCCCGCCGCUGUAGGUGAGGGUUGGUGCGGGCUUCGCAAGACGGAGAGUGUUCCGCCGUCUUUAGGCGGGGUGCUGGCCCCCGAACUGCGGGCUCGUGCCCAGCGCCCCCACGCCAAGGCGAAUACUAUCAACUUACCGACCACUAUUCGCGCCGAUGAGAGGAAAAAGGGCGGCGGUAGCUCUGCCGUCAGCCCCACCUCACCGCCGCAAGCUAAUGGCUUGUCGAAGCGGCCGUGGGGACUCAAGUUGCGACGCGGCGCGAGCGCUAGCACCACCGCCAGCAGUGGGGCCGGGGAGCCCGGUGCCGAGGGAGUGGUCACCGAGCUGCGCGCGCCCGAGCUGUCCGAGCCCGCGUCCGACGUGAUGGUCACUCCAGGCGCCACCGCCACCAUCUCCUGCCGAGCUGUCGCCACUCGCGCCACUGCAUCUUGGCGCAAGACUGCACCUGAGACUCAUGCACUACGUCACGGUGGCCGCUUUGCUAUAUCAAUGACUCCAGACGGUUUCGCAACAUUGUCAAUACACGCUUGUCGCGCGUCAGACGCUGGUGUGUAUUGCUGUCUUGUCAGUAACGAGUUGGGAGGAGUGCAAAGCUCCGCGCGACUGACGGUGGGAGCAGGUGGGGCGCCGGGAGUACCAGCAGUGCGUGCGCACCCUGGUGGGGGCCUGGUCAUACAGUGGGACGAGACGACUCCUGCACAUCUCGAGUACUGCCGCGUAGGGGAGGGAGAGUGGCGACGAGCUACUGAAACCCCAGCGGCGGCCAAUACGCUGGCGCUAGAAGAGUUGCCUGCGGGACAGUACAGCUUCCGACUGAUCUGCACGCGGAGUGGUGCGCCCGGGCCUGCGUCGGGCCCCGCGGCGUGCGGCGGCGGCGGCGCGUGGCAGCGCGAGCAGUUCGCGCGCCGCUACAGCGUGGAGGAGGAGAUCGGCCGCGGCCGGACCGCGCGCGUACUCGCUGCCAGGGACACCGGCACCGGACAACGAGUAGCAUUAAAACAGGUAUUAGCGGGCCGCGGUGCGGACGCGAUGCGGGAGUACCGCAUCCUGUCCCGCACUGCGCACGGCGCGGUGGUGCGCGCGAUGGCGUUGUUCCCCGAGGUGCCUCGCGCGGGCGCCCACACUCUAGUGCUGGAGAUGGUGAGCGGGGGCCCACUGUUGGACUGGGCCGCCUCCUCGCCGCACCUCUACACGCAACACAUGGUCGCGCACCACACUAAACAACUACUGUCUGCGCUCGACUGGCUACAUACCAUCAACGUCGCACAUCUUGAUGUCAGGCCUGAGAACGUGCUGGUGGAGUUGGGUGGGUCGGUGCCUCAACUGAAGCUGGUGGACCUGGGCUCCGCAGUAGAGACAGGGGAGGGCGGGUCGGGUAACACUGGUCGCGAGGUGCUCCCACCGGCGCCUGCGCAGCUGGAGUUCGCUCCGCCAGAGUGCGUGCUGGGCCGGCCGCCUGCACCCGCCUGGGAUGCCUGGGCCGCCGGCGUGUUCCUCUACGUGUUCCUCACAGGGUUGUCGCCGUUCCUGGAUGAGUCGAUAGAGGAGACGACGGCGAAUAUAAUAAAGUGCGACUACUGCUUCCCGCCGGAACACUGGGCCGAGGUAGCCGAGCGCGCUCAGCACAUGAUCCGUGGCCUGCUCGAGCCGGCACCCGCCAGGCGACUCACGCCACGAGACGCGCUGCAAGACUCAUGGUUUGACGAGGCUCCCACCACAGCAUUAUCAGCGACGCAAUUGAAGACGUUCCUGGACCGACGGCGUCCCGCGGGACACGGGAACGUGUUGCACUCCCUGCGCUCCCCCAAUGACACCUGA